GUUAUGCAGAAAAUUUAUUGGCGCUUUUUUAAGACCCUCUCUUCAUCGGAACAAUAUCAUAGAAAGGAAUAUUGUCUAAUGUUUGAAUGUUUGCAUCCCGCUGUCGAAGACAAGUAACUCUCAUCAAGCGCAAUGGGCAUGAAGAUCAACUUCAAAGCUGUUGGACUUUGUGUCGCUAUAGCCUUAUCUUUUGCUCCAAGUGUAUUUGCAGGUCGGUACAUCAUCGGAAAAGAAGAAGAUGAGACGUUGUUGAGUCUGAGCAUUGCAUUUCUGGUGAUCUGUAGCGUGUUUCUGCUGGUCAGCAUUGUGGCAGCCUUAAUGAUGUUUAGACGCACACGUGUAUCCUGGGGUAGAAGGGAUUACGCUUUAGCACUGGAAAAUUUGAGCCAUUUACAGACUUCGUUAAAACUCUGUAAAAUGUCAACAUUUCCUUUGUAAAUUUCAUUGUCUGUAAAUUUGCACACUUACAGAGAUUUUGUAAUCUCUGUUAAAACUCUGUAAAUUUUAGUACAUGUUUCGCGGUCAGAUCGCAUAAAAUGUCCACGAAAUGUUGCUAUUUUUCUUGUAAAUGUUUCGUAAAAUUUAGAGAUUUUAUGGCAUUUAAAGAAAUCUCUGUAAAAUGUCCACAUUUUCUCUGUAAAAAGGGCAGGAGAAAAAUCUCUGUAAAAUCGAAAACAUAAAAUCUUCGUAUUAUGUCUGUAAAGUUUAAGUUAAAAUAAUAUCAUAAAGUGUUAUUAAAAUCUACACAAAUAAACUGCACACAAUGUCACACAAAAGUACACAUAAUGUCUGUAAGAUGUAAGCAUUUUAUUGGUGUAAAUCUCUGCAAAAUUUCCACAUUUUCUCUGCAAAAUCAGCCUGUACAAAAGGAACGGUUACAAAAGCCGUAAGACAUAAUCUCAAUAAAAUCUCUGUAAAAAGCAAACAGAAUAUUGCGUUAAAUCUUAGUACAAUGUAGACAAAUAAACUACACAGCAGGUCAAACAAAAGUACACAUAAUGUCUGUAAAAUCAGCAAAUAAAAUAGGAAGGUAUUGAGAACCAGAACAUUAUCUUAUGACACUUCUUACAACGAGAGGUUUACAAACAGCAAAAUAAGGACUGUAGCAGGUUUACACAAAAUAAAAUAACCUUUGUGCCUUUCAAUAACCAAUAAAUUCUGAAGUUCAAAGUUGUGCAACUAACAAUUGAGAUUUACGCUGCACAUAUCAAAAUUAUGACAUACAAAUGAAAGGACCUUGGGAGUAAGUACUUUAUUUAGACACAUUUCACCAGUGAGCCUGGGGCUCGUUUGAAUGUGAACGUGUUUGCUAAAAUUAAAAUGUAAAAUUUAAAUAUAUUAUCUAUUCAAUAAAAGUACAAAAACUAGACUAUAAAAU
Orbicella faveolata is the source of this 1378-nucleotide messenger RNA. RefSeq lists its product as uncharacterized. The record is from RefSeq and is a predicted model, not a curated record. Lineage: Eukaryota; Metazoa; Cnidaria; Anthozoa; Scleractinia; Merulinidae.